Amaranthus tricolor (Joseph's coat) is the source of this 1624-nucleotide messenger RNA. RefSeq names its product bifunctional nuclease 2. Lineage: Eukaryota; Viridiplantae; Streptophyta; Magnoliopsida; Caryophyllales; Amaranthaceae. Gene Ontology annotation, biological process: protein ubiquitination. The record is from RefSeq and is a predicted model, not a curated record. Gene Ontology annotation, cellular component: VCB complex; nucleus. Gene Ontology annotation, molecular function: nuclease activity. The transcript has 9 exons. The coding region runs from base 78 to 1100 and encodes 340 amino acids.
UAUUUCCAUUCUAAUUUCUUCUCGCCAUUUUUACGCUAACAGUUCUUUCUCUUCUCGUUCUUAUCAAAGUCAUAAUUAUGCUUAUGAGUGCAGAUUUGUGUGUUCGUGGAUUCGGAAUUUCUAGAUUUGGUUCUUCGUCUUCCUCGGAUCAAUCUACUUUUCGUAAAAAUUCUUUUUUGUUUCCUAAUUUCAAUCGAUUUUCUUUGCGAUUAAUUAACCCUCAAAGGAUUCGUAAAUCCGCUUGUAUUUCUUGUGAUAAUCCCUCACAUGGUAACUUUGAUUUUAAAUCUCACCGCCAUCAAUCUGAGGAUGAUUAUCUCGAAGCUUCUCUCUUAAUUUCAGAAACUGUGAGACAUCACCAUUUGCGCAAGCAAGGAUUUCGAGGGGAGUUGAAAGGCUUUUCUGGCCGAUUUCUUCCUGUUUCAUCCCAAAUGAAAGAUCGCAGAUAUGAAGUCAAUUCCUUAGGAUUGGGGAUUCUUCGUCAGUUUCGUCACCCAACUAUUUUUCUCAAGAUAUCUUGUGAAGGGGAUUUCUUGCUUCCCAUUGUUGUAGGAGAGUUAGCAAUUGAGAGACUAAUUGACUCCCUAAGUGAGGACAAUGAUGGGGAUUAUUCAAAUGAAUUUCAAUUAUUGAGGAAUGUGGUGUUUGGACUUGGAAAUGAGGUAAGGAUGGUGAAAAUCACUAAAAGAGUGGUCAAUACAUAUUUUGCUCGAAUACAUGCUGGCAAGAUAGAGGAGAGAGGAGAUUUUAGUGUGGACGCACGACCAUCGGAUGCCAUCAAUGUAGCGCAAAGAUGUAAGGCUCCAAUAUAUGUUAAUAAGCAAAUUGUCUUGAUGGAUGCUAUCAAGAUUGCUUAUGGGACUGGCCGAGUCCGUGAUACAAAACCUAUUUAUGAUGUUGUAUUGGACAGCCCUAUGGAUGGUCCGGAUUUUCUGGUUCAGGAAUUAACUCUUUUACAGAGUAUGAAGUUAGCAGUGGAAGAAGAAAGGUACAAUGAUGCAGCAAUGUUGAGGGACGAACUGACAAAGCUUCGCAAUUCUGAAUGUCAAAAUUCACUACCAACAAAUUGGCAAGAAGCAUCAACCCCAGGACUACUCUAAUUUUGAUUCGGAGUAUGCUUCAGUAGAUCAUCGCGCUACAAGCAUACACGUGGCAUCUUACCCCUGGAUGUAGAGGCAUUUCAGCACUAAAAGGAAGCAUUGUUUUUGGUUAAAAAUUGUCUUCUGUACAGGUUCAUCUUCAUUCCAUUGCAUUCAUUAGUCUGUCUUAUCUAAAUGUAAAUAUGUUUGUAAAUCUCACAAGUAGGCCUUUAGGCUUUAGGAAUUACAUAUAAUACUCCUAUAUCCAGUAGAACCAAGCGGAAAAGACUGAUGACUGAUCUAGAUUAAAACCUGUAUGCUAGAUUAGUUUGUCUGAAUGCAGCCAGUUGUAGUUCUACUAUAGUGGACUCCUAGGUCCUAUCUAGUUGUAUUUGCAGUUUACAACACCAUAGCUAUUGCAAUAUCUUUAGGGAGUAAAUGAAAUCUGCUCCAAUCGCAUCUGUGUUGUGCUGUAAUAUUCACAUUUAUAUUUGAUUGUAUAUGCUUCAAUUCAAGUCUUGAGAGCUGAUAUGUUUCGUUUUAAA